Gekko japonicus is the source of this 2082-nucleotide messenger RNA. RefSeq names its product A-kinase anchoring protein 4 (gene AKAP4). The coding region runs from base 1 to 2082 and encodes 693 amino acids. The transcript has a single exon. Gene Ontology annotation, cellular component: cytoplasm; sperm fibrous sheath; sperm principal piece. NCBI's taxonomy places the organism in Eukaryota, Metazoa, Chordata, Lepidosauria, Squamata, Gekkonidae. Gene Ontology annotation, biological process: intracellular protein localization. Gene Ontology annotation, molecular function: protein kinase A binding. The record is from RefSeq and is a predicted model, not a curated record.
AUGGAUCAGGAGACUGACUGGCUAAAAAGUCAAGCCGGUCUUUGCAAAGUAGAUCUCUAUAGCGCAGAAAGUCAGAAGGAUCAGGAUCGUAAAGUGAUCUGCUUUGUUGAUGUCUCCAGCCUUGACGUGAAAAACAAAAACCAGAAAAGCAAGAGAGCUAUUGCUGCCCCUUCCCCCGAACUUGACCUGCGUAAUCUUGAAGAGAAGGAAGUCAUUGUAAUAAAGGAUAACGAGGGAAACCACUCCAAUACUGAAGGAGCAGUUUGCCUUUUCAAGCAAGGCUCCUCUGACGAAGUCAACGUUGUGAGCUGGCUCAGCAACGACCUUCAGAAAUACGCAGCUGGAUUCCAGCAUGCACUAACCCCCUCAAGGCAUCAUAAAUCUUCUUACAAUUCAUCUGCAGUUGACAGGAUGUCCCAGGGCAGCGACACAUCAUUUAGGGGCUCUGGGAGCCAAAGAGGAGACGACCUUUCCUAUUACGUUAACAAGCUGUGUUCCUUAGUUGUUCAAAUGGCACAUAAAGAAAUGAAGGAUAAAUUCGAAGGCAGUGGUAGGUGCAUUCGCCAGUCAAUUAAUCCCCGUGGAUCUCCAAGCAAGGUUUCAUCCAGUGAUGAAUAUGGUAAGCUAUCCCCAAAGACCUCUCAUGACGAUCCCCGGAAGGCUUCACUCUUUUAUGGAGAGAUGUCUAAUCAGUCUAACCAGAAUGCCUACAGACAGGGACAAGACAGACAGAUGUGUCAAAGGAAACCGUCGGGAGUGUCGGAUGAUGGUUCUGUAAGCAAAGGGCUGAUGGUGUAUGCAAACCAGGUUGCUUCAGAUAUGAUGUUCUCAUUCAUGAAGACCAUGAAAGUCCAGAAAGGUAAGCAUCCUCCACCAGCUUGUGUAGUCUUAAAGAAGGUACUCCUCAAACACACCAGAGAUGUCAUAUCUGACUUAAUUGACUCCACCAUGAAAAAUCUACACAACGUCACAGGAGUACUCAUGACAGACUCGGACUUUGUUAAUACAGUGAAGAAGAACCUUUUCAAUGUGGGAACCCAGAAGUCAACUGAGAUUUUGGAAGCAAUGGUGAAACGCUUAUUUAAAGCACUGGCAGGGGAUGAUAAGCACAAAUCUCAAAGCCUCGCAUUUGCAGCACUGAAGGCAGGCGCUCACUCAGACUCCAGAUCUCAGGGACUCCAAUUUGCAUCGCUUAAAGGUGAAAUGCAUGGCCCAGGGAGGGACAGAGGCAAUGGACAGAUGAGAUCUCUUCCAAGUGGAAGCAAAGGCUCAGACAAGCACUGCUCAAUGGAUGUGUACGCUAAGGACCUUAUUGUAACAGCAUUAAUGUUAAUUCAGCAACACCUCCUGGAAAAAAACAAGGACCAAGGUAUCCGUGAGACCAACACCACAUCAUUUGGCUAUGUUCAUGACAAGUCUGGUGGUUCCAAAUACUCUCAAAGACAAGGCGGCGGGAGGCAAGAUGCUCACCUUGAAUCACAAAAAGGUGAUAUAUCGAGUAUUCUCUUGUCAAUCAUCCAGAAAGUACUGAGAGAAGCUGGUUUCAGUUCGGAUGAAGGGUCCCCCGACAGGGGCUAUAAGCAGCCUCCCUUUAGUGAGAGCAGACAAUACAGGGCUUCAUCCAAAUCAAAUGGGAGCCCCGAGAUGUACGACAACAUGGAACAAAUAAACAAACAGUUUAUUGAUCAGCUGGUGGAAUCUGUGAUGAAGCUGUGCUUGUUGAUGGCUAACGGCAGCGAUUUCGACGGAAGACUUGGAGGAAGACAGCUAGGUUCAACAAACUCUGAAGUGAUUGUGAACAACCAGAAUUCCAACAACAGUUCUCAGAACAAAGAGCUGCAAGCUGUGCUCCAGUGGCUGGUUGCUUCACAGUUCAAUGUGCCUAAUUUGACAUUCAUGAAUGAGCAAGAUGGUGACUUGACCAGGCUUCCUCAGCUGGCUGACAAAGCAGCCAAAAAAGGCUACAGCGUAGGAGAUAUAGUUCAGGAGGUGAUGCGGUACUACGAGAAACAACAGAUGGAUGCCAUGUCAGGGCAAAUGCCUCGGUGUGGACUGGUCGAUUGGCUCCUUGCUAACCUGUAA